Molecule: messenger RNA, 1167 nt
Organism: Symbiodinium sp. CCMP2592
Lineage: Eukaryota; Dinophyceae; Suessiales; Symbiodiniaceae
Source: the annotation of a GenBank genome assembly
AUGCCGACUGAUUGUGCCGAAAAUGCCUUGGCGGAUCCGCGGGAGUGGUUCCUCUCGGCCCUGGAGCAGCGGUUUGAGCAGCAGGAGGCCGUGAUCCGAAAACUGCUGGACGACCAUCUCCAGCUGCUUCGGUGCCCGGGGCCCUCUGGUGCAGCGGCCGUCGACCCGGGGCUCGAACAAAUGGUUGCGAUGGACGCUGCUCCUGGAGAAGGGGUGCCGAAGCAGGACGUCGCCGCGGAAGCGCCACUGGAGACGACCGUCAAGGUGGAAGAUGGCGGCAAAGACACUGGGAAAGGUCUUGAUAGCCAGAGAAGCACCACCAGCCACCGCCAUGCGACAAAGCUUGAGAAGCAUGUCCUGACAGACAUGUCGGAGGUGGAGGACGCCUCGCGAUACCGAGAGUGGGUGAAGGGUCCCUUGGAUGUUUGCGUCGCCGUCGUGGUCGUCUUGAACUUCGUCUGCAUGGCCGCAUGGACCCAAGAAGUGGGCUAUCAAGCCGACGUAAGUCUCGGGCUUGCAGAGCCCCGGGCGCUGGAUUCCACUUUCCUGACGGCGGAUCUCUUCCUGGCCGUGGACGUGUUUUUUUGCUCCAUCUACGUGCUGGAUGUCCUCGUGCGCAUGGUGGUGCUCAGGAGGGAGUGGCUCUACGAUGAGGUGGACGGAUUCAUGUUUACGAAUGUCUUCGAUCUCAUCCUUGUGCUGAUUCACGUGCUUGAGAUCGUGUUGGCAAGCAGUGGCGGUGCGUACCAACAGGUUAGUGCUCUUCGCAUUUGGAAACUGUUGCGGCUGGUGCUCACCGUUCGAAUCAUGAAGACUGUGAACUUGUUUCGGCAGCUACGUGUCUUAAUCAGCGCGUGCAUCUCGUCCCUGAGUGCUUUAUUCUGGUCCUUGGUCUUGAUGGUGCUGCUGGAGCUGGGCUUCACGAUCAUUAUUUGCCAGUCGCUCCAGGAGUACAUCUUGGACGAGCAGCACGAUCUGGAGACUCGAAGGGCGAUAAGCGUCCUCUACGGCAGUUUCGGCCGCGCGCUGUACACCGUUUUCGAACUGACCUUCUCCGGCGGAUGGAUUGUCAGAGUCCGACCUGUCGUCGACAACGUCAGCCACUGGUAUGCCAUUCCGUUCUUAUGCUAUAUCACGUCCCGUGGCCUGCAGUUUGAGGGUGUUUAG